CAACUUGUGUCAUAUCUUCCCCAGGCUUGUGAGGAAGAGAAGAAGAAUAACAACAAAACGUCGACUAUCGCAAGGCUAGUUUCCGGCGAGUGAUUGGCGUCGCCGAUCGAGUUUUCCGGCUGAGAUUUGUUUUGUUUUCUUUAUUCACAUGAUUAAACCAAUAUAUCAAGAAGAAGAAGAAGGAUCUACCAUUGUUUCUGUUAGCGAGACCUGAAGAUUUUAGUUGUUUCUGCGAAGAUCGCAUUCUUUCUGAAGAGGAUCGUCAAGUUUUGAGUAGAAGAAGUCGUCGCGGAAUCUGUACUUGUCGGCGAGUUUAAUUUUUGUUUGUUGGGAAGAAAAUUAACAGGUAUUGAAAACCCUAGCUAAUGCUUUUCUGCGAUUUUUUGUUCAUUGUUUUUCACUAAUCAUCGGAGGAGAAUAUACAAAUGUUUGGGACUACCAGAUUUGUGGUUUUAGAAGACAAAUCUAGGGUUAUUUACUUCCUUUUCAAGCUGUCAAUGGCUUCAAGAUUCAUAAUCAGCCCGGAAUUGCCUUUGUUUUGUCUACUCUGUAAUGAUUCUCCAGAGCCGCGACAAUUGAAUUUGCGAUUUGAUCAAGGUUUAAAAAUCCAUAGUUUUAUCUUUGAUGAUUCUUUUCUGGCCUCGUGUAUAUCAAUCAAUUGCUGAAGCAAUUGAAGUUGCGAUUCAGGAUCAGGCCGAAAGUGCCUUUGUUUUCUCUACUGUAUAAUGAUUCUCUGGUACCGAGGCAAUUGAAGUUGCGAUUUGAUCAAAAUUCCAUUCGAUUUGGAUUUUCAUAUCCAUAGCCUUAUCUUUGAUGAAUGUUUUCUGGCCUCAUGUAUAUCAAUCAAUAGCUGAAGACUUAAGUGCUUUCUGGUGGCAUAGGAUCUGUGGUGGGAGGUCAGAAAUAGCUCAUUAAACAAGAGAUUGAGGAGUCAACUAAGCAUCUCAGUGGAGGGAUUGAAUACCCAGAUACCUAAGCCAACCAUCAGAUUGUUCCCGGGGCCCCAUUCCUGGAAUGACUCAUCUUCAAAACCUUAGACUCGCUUGUGUACAUGUCCUGAUAAUUUAAAAUCGACAUUUGAGGAGUUCAAUUAAGAGAAAAAAGCCUAUUGAGACGUUACACAAGACUUGUGGAGGGAGUUUGUAAGUUGAUGGGAUCCAUAUCUGGCAACAUGCUUAAUACUGUAAGUCCGGAAGUUGCAAAGUCUAUAGAUCUUGAGCUGAGUUGGAAGUCUGUGACAAAGAAAAGGCGGUCUAGGAGGACAGUUGCUAGACGCCUCAAUGAGGGUAUGAAGAUGAACAGAAGUCCCAAGAGGGUUGGAGAUUUUUCAGGCUCAGGUUCUGACAAGAUUCAUGGAGCUGGCAGUUGGUCUUCUGAUAAAGCUGAACAUGUUCCAAUUAAGAAAAGAAGGAAUUUGGUUCAAACUUCGUCGGCGCAAUCUCGAAAUCCAUCUAUUGACUGUGAAGAUUCACUAUCACCUCAAUCUCGUCUAGCAACUCCUAUGCCAUCAGAAGACUCCGACCAAAUUUCGAUUUAUAGCCAUUCAUCUGAUCAUUGGAGUUCAGACCCACGUUCUAGAGGACGUGCAUUGAGAUUUGACAGAAAGGCAGCCCGCAAAGUUGGUCUUAGUGAUAAAUUAGUAGAUGCUAAAAGUUCUAAGAUUGCUACUCGGAAACUUUACAAUUCAGAAGACUUCUUGGGAAUUGUGCUUUUAGCUGAUGCUGCUUGCACUAAUUACAAGGAUGGUGACCUUGAUAAUGCAAAGGAAGCACAUGCUAUGGUUGCAUGUGCAGCACCAGGGGGAUUUGUUGGGUCUACUCCUCAUCCGAAGGACAUAUCAGCCCUGAAGGAGUUGGCGGAUCCUGGUAGAGGAGAUAUGAUGCAUGGAAGCAACAUGGAGUCCUCCACUGUUAAUGAAUCGGCUGUUGCUCUUAAAAGUUUUGCUGACUUUAAAGAACCUUCAGUUGUAAGUAGACCAGUGUCACCAAAGGUCGACAGAAUACACUGGGAUCUCAACACUUCAAUUGAAACAUGGGUGCAACCUCCCAAGGAUUCUUCUGUGGAAAAUGCCUUUGCCAAUGGCUUAGAUGAUGGAGCACAGAAUGAGAGACACAUAAUAGAAAUUUGUGAUAAAAAGGGGGGUUUCGAAUACUGUAAACCCAUUUCUGGGCCUGCUGAUCAAAAUGCAACAGUUUAUGAGUUUGCUGAAGUAUGCAAGCUUGAAUCAGUCUCAGUUAAUGCUGGUGAGUUUGGAAACAUUGUUAGCCAUUCUACCAAAGCCUUGGACUCUUUAUCUGCGCAAAGAGAAACAUUUGAUGAACUUGUCACUGGAGAUGCACCAUUAGCUGAUUCUUCUUUAGUUAAAUCAGAGAAUGCUUCAUGCAUGCUUGUUUCAAAUGGAUUAAUUACGAAUGCUUCUGAUGGCCUAGUUUUGACACAGAUUAGAGAGUCUUCUGUAAAGGCUGCAGGAUUUAAUAAAGCUGCUUUAUCUGAGGUCCCAUACCCAGCAAAGCCUGAUUGUGAGAACGCCUCUAAUAAAUACAUUGACUGUAGUGAUCCUAUAACCAGUGAAGUUUCUGAUACUAGUAUUUUGAAUGUCAUGGAUGUUGAAAGUUCUGAUAGUAAUCCACAUGACAACAUUUUAGCUAUUGAUUCUCAAAUGCAGUUAGAAGGGAAUGAAGUAAUUUCUAAGUUCAGUGAUAACUUAACAUCUAAUCAAGUGGAAAAAUGCACAACUUCUGGGAAGGACUCCUCAAAAAGCUGUAAUGAGGGAUUGCAGAUCGAUGACACUAGUCAAUUUGCAAGGAGUGCUUCGGCUUUUGAAGAAAGCCAUAAUUCUGAUAUAUCUCAUGAAGAUCAUGGUCAACUUAUUAGUCGAGAGCAUGUGACUAGAACUGAGGCUGGCUAUGAUUCUCCAUUUGAGGACGGAGAACUAAGGGGAUCAAUUAUGUAUUCUUUGGAGGACAAUGAAAUUAAGGAUGGUGAAGAUGAAUGUGUUGAUUAUGCUUCAGAAGGUAGAGUUGACUUGGAUUUUGAUGCCAGUGAUUACCCAUCCUCUGAAAUGGUUGAAGCAGGUUCUGAUGGUUCACAAAGUACAGAAAAAAGAAUCUCGUCAACCAGCAGAGCAGGAGUAGAUUUUGUGAAGAGUGGAUCUGCAAAAAACUUUAUAAAGAGGCAUUUCAACAGGGAGGACAAUAGCAUUGGUGAUAGUGGUGGAAAGAAAGGGUUGCGUCCUGGAUCUGGAUCUAGAUCUAGAUCUACAGCUCUAAGGUUCAAUGAUAAGAUUGGAAGAAAAGAAGAUGCUUUUAGAAAAGCGCAUACAUCUGAUCGCAUGGCAGCAUAUGAAUUCAGAGGGUCAUACACGGGGGAAAUUAGUUCAAAGGCAAACAGAGGGAAGCUACAGUCACGUAUUGAAGGACCCCUACAUUUGGGUGCGGCAGAUGGGAAUAGCGCUGCACGGAAGUACCAAAAUAGGCCCCAUAACCUUAUUGGUUGUUACAAUAAGCCUGUAAGAGAAGUUAGUCCAGAUAAAUUCGUUGGUAGAUAUCGGUCUGGUUAUAAUUCACAAGACAAAAGGGCAACGAAUGGCCAGUGGAAUAGCUCGAAUUCAAGAGAUUGCUACCCAAAUGCUUAUCGUGACCCUGAGAGUGAUAACUACUCAAGGCAUCGCAAUUUUGCAAAUUCUGCUGACAAGUUAGGUGGGUUUAGCUCUCGAGAUCAUCAGCAAUCAAUAAAUUUUCCCUCAGAAGGUGCGCGCAGGCCACCUUUGAGGAGGAGAUCAUCUGUUGAAAGGGAUGACUAUUAUGAUGUUCAUAGGAGGAUGGUAGCAGUGAGAGGAGCCUACCGGAGCCGCAAUGGUGCUGAAAGUAUCUCUGAGAGGGUUGCAAGAGGUGCAAGGGAAGAAGGGUAUGAGUUUAUGCCUGGUGAUGUACGCGUGCCUCAUUAUGUACCCCCCAGAGGAGAAAGAACUGGUUCUCCAGCUUCAAGUAGAGUAGCUCGUAUUCCACUGCUGAGGAGGAGAUCUCGUUCAAGAUCUAGAACACCUUCUCCCUAUUCGUGGCAUACACAGAGAGAACGAGACCUCAACAGCAGAAGAAGGCAUAGUAGAUCUCCGGAUAUAAGGUCUGAUGCCAGAAUGAGUCGAACGAGAAUGCCCUUUCGGAAACAUGGUUUUACAGCCAAUUAUGGUAAAGAUUUCUCAUCUCCAACAAGAGGCCACUGCCCUCCUGAACGAAGUUCUAGAUGGAUAGAUGAGAGAAGUUUUGCAGAUGAAAAUUCAAAGAACAGGUGGUCUCGUAAAAAUAAUUAGGGUCUAGUGAAAUAUUGUGAUCCUGUAACUUUUGAUCUUUUGCACACCGGUUUAGGGUCUUGUUAUUGUUCUUAGGUCUAAGUUUUGAUAUUUCAAUUUUUCUUACUAAGCAUUACCUGUAAAAAUUGAAAAAUACAAAAUAGAGUCAUGUUUAGCAUGCAAGUUAAGCUUCCAUUUUCAAAGAGAAGAGAACUUUCCUACUGAUCGUAGAAGAGCCCAUAAAAAUGUUCAACAUAUGUGGUUAAUGUCAUUUACAUUAUGUUUGAGUUCAUUUCGAUAA
Molecule: messenger RNA, 4589 nt
Organism: Solanum lycopersicum (tomato)
Lineage: Eukaryota; Viridiplantae; Streptophyta; Magnoliopsida; Solanales; Solanaceae
Source: RefSeq, a predicted model, not a curated record